AUCACAUGUGAAAAUAUUGGGAUACUGCAUUUUUACUUCUUUCCUCGCUUUGCAGCUUAUUCUGGGACGAAUGGAGAACUAUAUGAGACUCACUGAGACCAAGUGACACACUUAGCAGUAGCGUGAGUGAGAUAAGUCAGAGAGGAUGAUUGGCCUAAUUGACAAGCCGCCUUCUAUGCUUCAAUGCAUCGCUUGCCCUUCGGAGGCUCGCCAAAUCAACCGUGCCAGCAUAAAAAGCCCGACUUCCUCAGUCUUCCCUUGCCGGACCGGCAAUUCACCGUAAAACUCCAGAAUCCAAACUCUCGGGCUAAGGUGUGACCUUUCUUAAGUCUAUCUGUGGUCGUGAUCGUCACUAUGUCGCAGUUACAACCGCCUCCUACUGGAAACAAUGAAUCAGAUAGCGAUGCAUCGCUAGUGAAGGAAGAAGUAUGUCCUGAAUGUGGAAGAACUUUUUCAGGAGGAGGAUUAAAAAGGCAUUUACGAUCUCAUGAUCCUAAACAACGAAAUUUUCCUUGCGAUAUUGACGGUUGUAAUCGAAAAGGCGCCCAGAGCUUUCGCAGAAGAGAUAAUCUAUUUCAACACCAACGUCGCGUUCACGGAGGCUUAUCACAAAUGCAGCAACAGCAAUUUCGACUUCGCGGUGCAAGUUUAGAUCAAUCAUUGAGCGACCAGAACUUGCUAUCCGACAUUGAGAGAACAGAUGGCGGGAGCGAACUCGAUGAUGUCGACAUGGUCGAGGCCUCACAAAACCCAAAUUCUGGCAAAGCUUUUACGACAGAACGAGGAUCUGCGGUGGCUAACACUCUGCUACUGCCUUCAAGCCCAAGGCUGAUUGUAACUGAAUACGACGGGAAACGGGUUGACGCUGAGCAGGAUGAGGACUUAGAGACGGACAGACGAUUGAGAAGUUUAGAGAUGCGAGUAGGACAGUUCGAAAAACGAUUGAGGUCUUUGGAAAGUUGGGCGUUUCGUUCUCAAGAUAUUUCAAGAUAGGCAAAAUGGAUAUACUGGAAAAGGGCCAUAUCUGUUCUUCUUUCUUUAUAUCCGAACCGAGUAUUACUAUUAACAUAAUCCAUGCUAUGACUUUGUUUGCUUUUACACUAGUUGCAGAAAAUCAAUAUCAUUGGUGAGCCACACGUUACUUCUCCUACGACAAGAACGG
Molecule: messenger RNA, 1162 nt
Organism: Talaromyces proteolyticus
Lineage: Eukaryota; Fungi; Ascomycota; Eurotiomycetes; Eurotiales; Trichocomaceae
Exons: 2
Coding region: 355-993 (212 amino acids)
Source: RefSeq, a predicted model, not a curated record